ACAUUUACGGGAAUGUUAGAAUAAAAAAAAAAUCACUUGUGGUAAAGAAUAUAUAGACCAUUCUUCUGAGUUUAAUAUACUUUAAAACCUCUAAUAAUUUAUAUUAUAUAUGUGUAAUAGCUGGUAACCAAGGCUCUUUCAAUACAAUGUUCGUAAUACGAAAUACAAGUUUGAGAUUAGUAUUCUAUUAUGGUCAUUAAUCACGGUUUAUUACGUCAUGUAAUAAUUUUUUAUUUCACUUUAAUCUAGUCUGCUAUGAGUUUCAAAACAAAUUCAUUUUAAAAAUAAUCUAUGAACAAAAUUAACAGUCUUUUUUUUUUUACGUACAUUAUUACACCUAGCAUUAUGUAAAAAAAAUCGAGCAAUCAACAAAAUACCGUUAAAAACUUGAAAGCUUAGUGAUUUCACAAACUAAAACCAUGACGAGCAUUUUGUAAAGAUCACCUUACAGUCUUCGAAAAGGUUUGUUUAUGAGCAUUGUAGUUUUUAAGAAUAGAUAAGCUAAUAUCUUGAAAAAUUGACGACAGUAAAAUCCCAAGCCACCAAAUCCCAAUAUGCAAUUUUUAUCCUGAAACAAAAAAUUACUUACCACAAAUAAUACGCAUUGCAUACGGAUCUUGAAAAGAUUUGAACAUUUGUAUUAUAUUUUUCUCACUUUUUACAUCGCUCUCACUACAAAACACGCUAUUUGAAAAUAUAAACUCAAACUGUUUUAAGUUCGUUCACAGAGCGAUAAAAACGCAUGCGUUUUAUAGUAGCGCUUGCUAUUCUAGGUACGAUUCGCGCAUCUCACGGGUGUUGUCAAACAUUGGAGCUCAUUUCGCCGCGCCAGUAUCAAGCAGCAAGGCAAGGCGACAGCAGGCAGUAUUAGUGCAGCAACGAAAAGUGCGUCGCUUAAACGCCUGUCCGCUACCGACUCGCUUGCAUAAUAUAUGAUAUCAUCACACAAAUACAUUAAACACUUAUAAAGAAAAAUGUCUACUGAAGCACAGAAUACGGAUGCCGCUGUGGAGCAAGUGACACAGGAAGUCAAGGACGUCAAGCUUGAGAACGGGAACGCGCCGGGAGCAUCCAAUGGAACGUCCAGUAAAAGCGAGGAUAACGCCUUAUCUUUCAAGGAAGCCUUCAAGGCGUUUUCCAAAUUUGGAGAUCCCAAGUCCGAUGGAAAAGCCAUCACGCUCUCGCAAAGCGACAAAUGGAUGAAGCAAGCCAAAGUCAUUGAUGGAAAGAAAAUAACAACAACGGACACGGCCAUUCACUUCAAAAAACUCAAAUCGGUAAAACUCGGCAUCGACGACUACCAGAAGUUUCUAGAUGAUCUCGCGAAGAACAAAAAAGUGGAACUUGACGAAAUUAAGAAGAAGUUGACAACUUGCGGCCAACCGGGAAUUACAUCACACGUUACAAAAUCACCGGCAGCCGCAGCGGCCGUAGAUCGAUUGACAGACACAAGCAAAUAUACUGGCUCGCACAGGCAGCGCUUCGAUGAAACUGGAAAAGGGAAGGGAAUCGCCGGCAGGAAAGACUUAGUCGACGGGUCCGGCUACGUCACUGGAUACCAACAUAAAGAUACUUACAAUAAAUCUCACUAAAUCCAAAUAAAAAAUUUUGCGCAACUAUAUUGGUGUUACAUUGAACGUAGUUUAGCAUAAAGACGUUACUCAAGACAUGUAAAGCCAUGAUUCAUUAAUAGAAUUCAAUAAUGAGAUUACAUCUCGAUCAACCAAUCAUGAACGGCUUAUGCACACUUCAGUGAACGCCUAACAAAAUUAUGGUUUUAUUUAAAAUGAGUUAUAGGAGCUUCAUCGGCUCGUUAUAAAAAGACUUUAAUGAAUAGUACGAACGUCAUCAAUUUUUAAAAGUGCUUACGAUGAAAAAGUUUCCAUUUUGAAUAGUGAAAUUCUUUUUGCUAAACUGCGUCCAAAUUAAAAUGAUAUCACGGCAAUAUUAAAAAUAAUAUAAAUAAUAAUUCGUCUUCGUUAUUGUACGUACGUAACUUUUGAACAAGUACCUCCUAUACACUAUAAUAUAAAGUACAUUACGUGUUAUCUAUUAGAUUUUAACUUGCAUUUUAAUGUCCCGUUAUUUGGACAAGAAACAUUUUAUUAUUGGGCAUAUCCCGCUUUUCUAUAAUAUAUAUUAAUAUUCAUGUAUAAUACAUACAAAUAAAUUUGUCUAGUCUUUUAUUAAAGCUCUUACUCAGUCGCCUUAUAUACCUACACUGCUUGUAGCUGAUCUAAAUAAUCAUACAUUAUGUUCUAGAUCUAAAAUUAAGCCAGUACAAAAUGAAAACAGCUAUUGUGAUGAUUAUAAAUUGAAAGAUAAUGCUUACUUUUUUUCAUAUAUCUAAUUUUAAGGUUGUUGAAUUUUGUUACUUUUAUUUUUGAUAUUGUGUAACAUUAUUUGAAUUAAAUGUAUUCGAGAAUUCAGACGUUCCUACAACCGUCAAAUUUCAUAUUACAAGAACGGUCACUGUACGAAAUGGGAAUAUAUAAUUUUAAUGAUACAAUAAUAAUAAUAAUAACUCUAAAUUAUUUUAUUGUAAUAAAGACAUUUCAAUUUA
Molecule: messenger RNA, 2563 nt
Organism: Bombyx mori (domestic silkworm)
Lineage: Eukaryota; Metazoa; Arthropoda; Insecta; Lepidoptera; Bombycidae
Product: tubulin polymerization-promoting protein homolog
Exons: 4
Coding region: 975-1592 (205 amino acids)
Biological process (GO): microtubule polymerization; positive regulation of protein polymerization; microtubule bundle formation
Cellular component (GO): microtubule
Molecular function (GO): tubulin binding
Source: RefSeq, a predicted model, not a curated record